AUGGCCUCGCUGGACCUGCCCUACCGCUGCCCCCGCUGCGGGGAGCACAAGCGCUUCCGGAGCCUGUCGUCACUGCGCGCGCACCUGGAGUACAGCCACACCUACGAGACGCUCUACAUCCUCUCCAAGACCAACAGCAUCUGCGAUGGCGCCGCCGCUGCGGCUGCAGCCGCUGCUGCCUCAGGCUUCCCGCUGGCGCCCGAGCCUGCCGCCCUGCUGGCCGUGCCGGGUGCCCGGCGUGAGGUCUUCGAGAGCACGUCCUUCCAGGGCAAGGAGCAGGCCGCCGGGCCGUCACCGGCCACGCCCCACUUGCUACACCACCACCACCACCACGCACCUCUCGCCCACUUUCCCGGCGACCUGGUGCCUGCCAGCCUGCCCUGCGAGGAGCUGGCAGAGCCGGGCCUCGUGCCCACCGCCGCCGCGCGCUACGCGCUGCGCGAGAUUGAGAUCCCACUGGGAGAGCUGUUCGCCCGCAAGUCCGUGACCUCCUCCGCGUGCUCGACGCCACCUCCCGGCUCUGGCCCCGGCCCUUGCCCCGGGCCCGCAUCCGCUUCUCCCGCAUCUCCCUCACCCGCGGAUGUGGCUUACGAGGAAGGCCUGGCGCGCCUCAAGAUCCGCGCGCUGGAAAAACUGGAGGUGGACAGGCGGCUGGAGCGGCUGAGUGAGGAGGUGGAGCAAAAGAUCGCAGGCCAGGUGGGCCGGCUGCAGGCCGAGCUGGAGCGCAAGGCAGCGGAGCUGGAGACUGCGCGACAGGAGAGCGCGCGACUGGGGCGUGAGAAGGAGGAGCUGGAGGAGCGUGCGUCUGAGCUCUCGCGCCAGGUGGACGUGAGUGUGGAGCUGCUGGCCUCGCUCAAGCAGGACCUGGUGCACAAGGAGCAGGAGCUGAGCCGCAAGCAGCAGGAGGUGGUGCAGAUCGACCAGUUCCUGAAGGAGACGGCGGCACGGGAGGCCAGCGCCAAGCUGCGGCUGCAGCAGUUCAUUGAGGAGCUCCUUGAGCGGGCUGACCGUGCUGAACGGCAGCUGCAGGUCAUCAGCAGCAGCUGUGGCAGCACACCAAGUACCAGCCUGGGCCGUGGAGCUGGGGGAAGUGGCGCUGGGCCCGGGACCCGAGUCCCAGGCAGAUUGCGAGAACACCACGCAGGCUCGGCCAUGCCUAGCACAUACGCAGUGUCACGGCAUGGUUCCUCUCCCAGCACAGGAGCCUCCAGCCGAGUCCCAGCUGCAUCCCAGAGCUCAGGCUGCUAUGACAGUGACAGUCUCGAGUUGCCCCGGCCAGAAGAGGGGGCCCCAGAGGACAAUGGCCCUGGGGGCUUGGGCACACGGGCCCAGGCUGCCAAUGGUGGCUCGGAGCGGGCCCCACCUACUCGAAGCUCAGGCCUGCGGCGCCAGGCCAUCCAGAACUGGCAGCGAAGACCCCGCCGACACAGCACAGAGGGGGAAGAGGGUGAUGUCUCAGAUGUGGGCUCCCGAACCACUGAGUCAGAGGCUGAGGGCCCCUCGGACGCCCCCCGCCCCGGGCCUGCUAUGGCUGGGCCAUUGAGCAGCUGCCGACUCUCAGCCCGCCCUGAGGGAGGCAGUGGGCGGGGUCGGCGAGCAGAGAGGGGCAGCCCCUCCCGCUCCAACGAGGUCAUCAGCCCGGAGAUCCUCAAGAUGCGAGCUGCCCUGUUCUGCAUUUUCACCUACCUGGACACACGCACACUGCUGCAUGCCGCCGAGGUCUGUCGGGACUGGCGCUUCGUGGCCCGCCACCCUGCCGUCUGGACACGGGUCCUGCUCGAGAAUGCCCGAGUCUGUUCCAAGUUCCUGUCAAUGCUGGCUCAGUGGUGCACCCAGGCCCACUCACUGACACUGCAGAACCUGAAGCCCCGGCAGCGGGGCAAAAAGGAGAGCAAGGAGGAGUAUGCCCGGAGCACCCGGGGCUGCCUGGAAGCAGGGCUGGAGUCCCUGCUGAAGGCGGCGGGGGGCAACCUGCUGAUCCUGCGCAUCUCCCACUGUCCUAACAUCCUCACCGACCGUUCACUCUGGUUGGCCAGCUGCUACUGCCGUGCCCUGCAGGCUGUCACCUACAGGAGCUCCACAGACCCUGUAGGCCAUGAGGUCAUUUGGGCCCUCGGUGCAGGUUGCAGAGAGAUUGUCUCCCUCCAAGUGGCGCCACUUCACCCCUGCCAGCAGCCCACACGCUUCAGUAAUCGCUGCCUGCAGAUGAUCGGUCGCUGUUGGCCCCACCUCCGGGCCCUGGGGGUUGGGGGUGCCGGCUGUGGGGUGCAGGGCCUGGCAUCACUCGCGAGAAACUGCAUGCGGCUGCAGGUCCUAGAGCUGGACCAUGUGUCAGAGAUCACCCAGGAGGUGGCAGCUGAGGUCUGUCGGGAAGGUCUGAAGGGACUGGAAAUGCUGGUGCUCACGGCCACCCCUGUCACCCCCAAGGCCCUGCUACAUUUCAACAGCAUUUGUCGGAACCUCAAGUCCAUUGUGGUCCAGAUUGGGAUUGCCGAUUAUUUCAAAGAGCCCAACAGUCCUGAGGCCCAGAAGCUGUUUGAGGACAUGGUGACAAAACUCCAGGCCCUGCGACGGAGGCCGGGCUUCUCUAAGAUCCUGCACAUCAAGGUGGAAGGUGGCUGCUAACCCGGGUGGAGGGCGGCAGGGCCCCUGCCAGCCCCACACCAGAGCACUCUCUUUGGACCUCCAGAAGGACCCUGAUUUGUACUUGACCUAGCCUAGUGUUAUCCCUGGCUUACAAGGAGGGGUUGACAGUUUCCUGUCCUCUUCCUGGGACAGUGGAGCCACAGGCUUGACCCUGGACAUGCCUCUCCAGGGCAGGGGCUUGGACAGAAGCUACCCCCUGGUCCCUACCCCACCCCCAGUUGGAACAGCCAUCUGGGCACAGCCAGAGAGGAGCUGAGUCACCACCAGCACCUGGUGUCAUUGCCCCAAGGAUUUGCAAUAACCACCCAGUGGCUCCUUGGCUGCUCAGGCUGUUUGGGCAGGCCUCCCCUUCCCGAAGCCCAGCCUCCCGGUCUGGGACCUCUGCUAGACCCCAGCCCAGAGGGAGCUGUGCAAGGCAGCUCAGACUUGGCAAAGAGGGCUCUUCUCCUUGCCUUGCCCUGUCUCAGCCUUCUGUGGGACACCCUCUUCAGACAGCCCACCUGGGCUCUGGGUCCACAUUCUCCAUGGAUAACAAAUAGGCCUAGGGGUCUGGGCAUGUGGUCAGCCAAAGGUGGGGGGCAGGGGUACAGUGAGGUAGUGGGAAUGGGCUUGGAAGGGCAAAACCUUGACCUAGAACUUCUCCAUGGAACAUUGAGACCAUCCUCCCAAAAGGGGAAAAUUGCCAGGAAGAGAAAAAAAGUUUUUAUUGCUGUAGAAAAGACAAGAUCCCGCCUCUUAGCCACCACAUACCCCAUGACACACCAGAGCUAAAUUCCGAGCUAAAAGGUACAUGUUUCCAUACCUAUCAGCAAUCCCGAGCCUCUAGAGGGGCAAGGCCCUUACCCUGGGAAACUCUGUCACCUGUGAGAAGGAACGUUGUACUAAUCCAGGUGCUUGGGCAGGACUCCAAUGGCCUUUGAGUCCCCAAGGCUAGGUGGGAGGGAGUCACUGUGCUACCCUCUGUGCUGGGGCCCCGGGGAGGCCAUGAGGAGGGUGGUUUGACUUCUUCUUUGUCUGGCUAGCUUACUUAAGGAUGUGGCCCUGGUAGGGAGCUAGGCUGGAGAGGAAGAACACCCUCACUGGACUUGUCCCCCUCCUCAGUCUCCACCAGCCCCAUCGGCGAGGGCUCUGCUGGGAGCCUUCUGCCUGGGGCGGUUGCGGGGCCUAAGCCACAGCUGCUUGGCUGAGAAGACACAGAAUGCAAGUGGGGGGUUUUACUAGCCUUUGCAUGCAAGACCAGGUCCCAGCACUAAGGCUCAAAAGACUCAGGCCUUCCCAGUUCCUCUGCAGAACUGCAGUGGCUCAGAGGUUGUGGGUACUGCUAACCUGUUGGAAAGUUCUUUCAAACAUUCACCUAGAUCCAGCUUAGGGUUUUCUUCUCUCCUGCACAGGACUGGCUCUCAGCCCUAACCAUUAGGCACUGGUCCUGGCUGGGGCUGGGCUCCUCUAGUUUCAAAGUCCUUUCCAGGUACCCAACUUGCUGCCACAACCUGGCUUGGACAUCAAGACCCAGCCCUUGGUUACCCUGUGAUGAGUCCUCCCGAGCUAGGCCCCACAGAUUCCACAGUGCACCCAGCUUCCCUGGCUCCAUACCCAGCUGGCCUGGCUCUUUUCAUUGUUGACGACUUCUUCCCAUGGCUUAUUCUGUCCCUGUCCUUUGAAGACCCCAGAUACCAAGGGUCUCAUGUUGGCAACUUCCUGUAGGUCUUGCACAAAGCCUUGGCUGUGUGGCAAACCCACGCCAGAGCAGCUGGCUCCAUUGGCUCCCACAUCCCCAGCCUUGCCCCCAAUGAGUCACAGGAAGGAGAAGCACAACUUUUCUGGCCUGCAGAUGGAGAUUCACUCAGGGCCUGGAUGCCCUGGGUGCAUCAGGCCAGCCUUCCAACUGCACCCCCUGUAGCCCCUGUUCCCCAUGACCCCAUGACCAGAGGUGCUGCCCUGCCUGUCUCCUGGACAAAGCACAAAGAGAUGCCCUGCAUGGCCAGCCAGAGCCUGCCCUACUGAGGGACUUUUUCUUCCCCAGAAAGUCUCUAUCCCUGAAUAUAAGGCUUUGGGCAUUUUCUCCCUGGGUGGGUGCCCACCGGAAUGCCCAGCAUUAGCCUUGGGAAAGGAAGUCAAGGUGCGUGGGUAGUGAGCUAGAGUGGGAGAAAGGUGGUCCUGAAAGGGCUGAUGCCAGUAGUAGGUUCAUUCAUUUGUGCAAACGCCCUGAGCACCACCAGCAGUGCAGGCAGCCGAGUGAACAAGACUCCCUCUCCGGCUGGUGGGAAGUUCGCUUCUCAUGGGUUUAGAUGUUGCCAGGAAACCCACCAAGUGCCCCAACCUAUGUUUUCUAGCCGAGUAUGUGAAGGAUGUGUGGGAGUGCACAUCACACAGGCUAAAGCCCCUGCCAAUGGGAACACAGGUCACAGCGUGUCUCAUUGCACGCCUGCCCUGGAAAGUGGCAGG
Messenger RNA from Pteropus alecto (black flying fox), 5091 nucleotides. It is a transcript of the gene FBXO41, whose product is annotated as F-box protein 41. Gene Ontology annotation, molecular function: protein binding. The coding region runs from base 1 to 2625 and encodes 874 amino acids. Lineage: Eukaryota; Metazoa; Chordata; Mammalia; Chiroptera; Pteropodidae. The record is from RefSeq and is a predicted model, not a curated record. The transcript has 12 exons.